Molecule: messenger RNA, 5197 nt
Organism: Rhopalosiphum padi (bird cherry-oat aphid)
Lineage: Eukaryota; Metazoa; Arthropoda; Insecta; Hemiptera; Aphididae
Product: RNA-binding protein 24-like
Exons: 5
Coding region: 670-1554 (294 amino acids)
Cellular component (GO): cytosol
Molecular function (GO): RNA binding
Source: RefSeq, a predicted model, not a curated record
AACGACGACUACGGCGACUACGGCGACGACGACGACGACGACGACGACGGCGGCGGCGACGGCAGCGGCAACGGCGACAGCGACAGCGCGCGCAGUCAGUGACGUUACGGGGAUCCCUUCUGGUGCACACACGGUCCGCGGUCCGCUCAUUCGCUCCGUCUAGUUCGAGUAGUAAUAGUAAUAAUAAAACACAGCGCACCGCGCGCGCCGCUGCACGGUCGGUCACUCAAGCUAUAUAUUAUUAUUAUUAUCGUCACUCACUCGAGCACACGCGCGCCACCGCACCACACGUCGUCACGCGAACAUGUCGUCCGGGUGCUAGUCAUCAUCGCUGUCUGCUCGUUUGUUUGUUUGUUUGUUUAAAUUGUUUUAAUUUUUUGAAAAAUAAAUUUUUCUAUUUUAAUUUUUAUUUCAAAAGUUUUAUCCCGUUGCGCGAAUUUUUUUCUCAUUCCCGAUAAUUUCCGUUCGUUUCGUUCGUCCCGAUAUAAUUUAUAUUAUUAAAUAAUACGUACGGGCGAGCGUCUCAUCAUCCCAUUACAUUAUUUAUUCUUCCUCGUGUCGUAUAAUAAUAUUGUAUAAUAUUAUUAUCAUCAUAAAUAUCAUCUACGAGUCAACUCUAACAUAUAAUAUAUACGGUAUACGUACAAUAGUUGAUUGUCGUCGAUCGUCAUGUUGAUGUCUGGCGCAAUGACCAAUCCGGACACUAGCCUGUUGGGUACGGCCGAGGGUCUGGUCGGCAGCCUGGCCAGCCUGACCGCUGUGCCCGGCACUGGCGGUGGCGGCGGCGGAGGUGGCCAGCAAAAAGACACCACGUGGACCAAGCUAUUCGUCGGCGGACUGCCGUACCACACCACCGACAAGUCGCUCAGGGAUCAUUUUGCCGUGUACGGUGAUAUCGAAGAGGCGGUCGUCAUCACGGACAGACAGUCCGGCAAGAGCAGGGGCUAUGGAUUUGUGAUAAUGGGCGACAGACCCGCGGCCGAGAGGGCGUGCAAAGAACCGAACCCAAUCAUCGACGGGCGAAAGGCUAACGUAAACUUGGCCAUACUGGGAGCAAAACCUCGAGGAAAUUUACAGCCAGCGUUUGCUUUUCCGAGUAUAAGAGCUGGAUACUCUGCUGUGAUACCUAGCCAAUUUGGGGUGCAGCCCAGCUACCUGUACCAAGCCGGUCAAGCGGCCAGCGCGGCGUACUUGGGUGGCGGUGGCGUCAUGCCGCUAGCCCCAACACAUGCCGCAGCAAUGGCCGCGGCCACGUCGCAGUUCUACGAGUACCAGAACGCGGCCGCGGCUGCAGCAGCCGCAGCGGCUCUGUCAUCCUAUCCGUCGCAGUACGCCGCCGCAGCCGCAGCGGCUGCAUCGUUCGACCCGUACACAUCAGCAGCAGCAGCCGGAGUCGCCAACUACGCCACGCCGUAUUCCUACGCGGCACUGCCUAGCAGUACUGCGGGUCUGCCGACAGCCGCGAGCUCGGCCAGCGCGUUCACCGGCCUGUCACCGUACACAGCAGCUGCCGCCCAACAAGCGGCGUCGCUGCAAGAAGCCCGAUUACAGUAGCAUUGUCAAUUCAAAGCAGCCCGUGCCCUCCGUCCUAGAUUACGAAUUUUUCAAAGUCAGGGACAUCGGUAGUGUGUCGUCGUCGUUGUCGACAGGCAAACAAAAACAAAAAAAAAAAAAUUUUAAUUAAAUAAAACUUAGGAAUACGUUCGAUUAUUAUUAUUAUUAUUAUUAUUAAUAACAUAAAACAUAAUACUAAUAUUAAUUGUAAAAUAACUCAUAUUAUAUAUUAUAUAUAUAUAGAAAAAAUGAAAAAAAAACUAUAUCGUCGUCAAAAACGAAAUUGUCCGCAGCUUACCAAAAAAAUUUUUAUUAUUAUUAUUAUUAUUUAAUAAUAAUGAAAACCUUAGACUUUAAGUAUAUUAUAUUAUAUAGAUAAUAAUUAUUGUAAUAAUAUUAUAAAUUGUCGUGUAGUAUUUAGGUAGUGGCCGUCGUCGCGAUUAAGACCGCGGUAUAAUAUGUGCAUUAAAAAAUAAUUUAAACGCGCGCGCAUCACUUAAGCUUUUCGUUCAUGUUUUGUUUGUGAACGAUGGCGUCGAUCACUUAUUAUACUAUUGUAUUGAAAUAUACUCAGUAGAUGAAAAAAGUGACGUCUAUACAAAAAUCACUCGCGUAUUAAUGUAUUAUGUUUGUGUUUUUCGCCCUUCGGGAAAAAACAACGAAAUCUACAAACGCGCGGCUAUUCGAAAUCACAUUUUAUUAUACAUCGAUACCGACAUACCGUUACCAAUUUAUUAUCGUGACCGACGCGAAAUAUUGUAACAAUACCUGAUUUACCUAUACGAAUAUUAUAUGAGCCUAUAUUAUAUAUUAUACAGGUUAUGACCGUGCAAUCGCAUCUCGAGCGCAUAAAUUAUGUAUUAUUAUUUUGUUUAGUUCAAUUUUAUUUUAUUCAAUUUUAUUAUAUAUAUUUUUUUUUCGAUUAUUUAUUUAAUUUGUGUAUGCAAAUUAUUGUUUGUUUAAUACUUUAGAUUUUAAUUUAUUUUAUAGCGAUCGUAAAUCGUAGUAGUUAUCCAUCACGUUAAUCCUAGAUAAUUAUUUUCGGGCAAUUAUAAAAGUCGAAACAUUAAAGACGUAUACCUAGAUAUUAUAUUUUAAUGAUUAAAAAUGGGUUCAGUAAAAUACAUUUUGUGCCAAACAUUGAAAAUAUUGGGCAGUUUAAAUGUGAUAUAUUUGAUAAACUAACUAGUAACUAUCCCAAAGCAAAAGUGCAAAUAAUUAUAACAUUAUGUGCAAAUAAACCCCGUGGAUAAAAUUGUUUAAAUUAGUCGAAAACCUGCUGAUUGGUGGGUAUAACAUUAUACACGGAAAAAAUUAUGUAUCUAAACUAUAUAACUUAUACUAUAAGAUAAAUAAUAUCAUAAUUAAUUACGAUUAAUACAUAUAUAUUAAAAUAGCCAUCCAAUUAUUAAUAUAUUAAGUGGUUAUUGUUUUAUUAUAUAUAUUUAAAAAAAAAUUGAAACAACUAAAUAACUUUUUUAACGUAUAAAUUACGAUCACGUACUAUAAUAAUAUAUAAUUAAUAUGUUUUUAUUUUUAUCCAUAUAAUUACUAUCGUAAAUAUAUUUAUUUAAAGAAUUAUCGAUAACGAAUAUAAUAUAUGCCUAGUCUAUAAUGUAAUUUUAUUUUUUGUUUUAAAUUUUAGGUUAGUAUAUAUUAUAUAAUUAUAAAGAAUUUAUAUCAUAAUUUUAAUAACAGCCACGCAUCUCUAGUCAUGUGUACAAUAAGAUUAUUAAUCAAUUUUAAUUUUAAGAGAAAAUAUUAUUAUAUAUGUUUAUAAUUAGUUAACUUAAUAUUAUUGUCACGUAUCUAUACAUUUGUAUAAUGUAUAAACGUAUUUUUAUGUCAUAUACUACAUAAAUAUAUUAUUAUAAAUAGGUUUAUUUUAUACAUGUUUAAUAUUUCUAAGGUGAUAUUUAACGUCAAAUCUUUUAACCAAGCACAAGGUAAAGUAAUCAAUUUUUAUAAAGACAAUUAUUUACGAACAUUUUUCUCGAUUUAUAUUAUAAAAUAGCCAGAGGCAGCCAUUUUCCAGAUUAUGUAUUAUACGAACAGAACCACUCCUUUCCGGGUAGCUCCGUUAAAACUCAUCAGUGAUUUUUUUUUAUAAAUAUACGAGCUUACGUUUAAAAAAGAAAUUACAGGAAUUUUGUUUUCUAUUUUGAGCAUUUAUAGUUAGUAAUAAUAUUUAAAACUGGUGCCACCUUCUCGUCAUAUUGUAUAAUAUUUCUUAUUUUCUUCCCGUAUAUUAUAUGAUAUAAUGUGUAACAAUCAAGCUUGUAGUUCAUUUUUUUACUCUAUGUAACACACACUUAAGAUGGAUAAAACUCUAAUUUUUAUAUAUAUGUAAAAAAAGACUGAUGAUUGUUUUUUUACACUUAGAGCCAGUUAAAUAUUAUUAUGAGUAUUUUUUUCUAGCGUCUACGUAGAGCGAUGUCGACCAGAUUAAAAUUGUAAUUCCAUUUUUAAAUGUAGUAGUAUUGUAUAGUAUUUUUCUAAAAUCGGGGUAAAUAAAUCGAAUUUGUUUUAUCGUAGAACAAAAUUAAAAUUUUUUUACCGUGGUUUAUACUUGUGUGAACCGUGGGCGCAAUUGUCCAUAUUAUGUCAAUAAAUAAUGAUAUUAUAAGUGUGAAAUUUCCACUCGCGUAAGCCGUAAGCGAUAAUAUUGUAUAUUAUUGAAAAUUAGGUAUUUAAUCGAUUUCAAAAAACGGGUGUUUGAGCCCCGCCACCUUCACUCCGGUCCAAUCAACUCUAUAAAUUAUCUGUACCAUAAUAUAAUAAUAUUAAAAUAAUAUACUUCCAUGAUGAAAACAAAGAUAAUUGUACAAAAUAAAAAUAAAUUUAUUAUAUAUGUUCAAUCUGGUGUGCCUUGUAAAUUACAUAAAAGUGAAUAAAAAAUAAAAAAUAAGAAUGAUAGAUGUAUAUUUUGAUAUAUAAAAAAUUAAGUAAAAAAAAAAAAAUCGAUAGUAUUGACGUUCAUCUAUGUACAUGUACAUUUAAUUAUAUUGUUAUAUUGAUGUGUUAACUACGAUAACGAUAAUAAUAAUAAACAAUAAUAAUUAUACUCGGUAAUCUGACAGAUUUCAUAUUAUUUUUUGACUAUAAUAUUGUAAAUAAAAUAACACUAACUGGAUGAAUAAAAUAUGACAUGUUUUAUGUACUUAACGAUUUUUAAAACAGAACUACGAUGUAUAAACAUAUCGAAGUUAAUUUUUUUUAAAGAAAAUUUAAUUAAAUAUAAUAUAAUUUCACACGGCUAUUAUUAAUGUUAAAAUUAAUAAGAUUUUUUAAAAAAUAAACAAAAAAAAAAGUAGUACCUAGUUAUUGUUGGCAAAAACCUAAUAUUAUACAUAACCAACGGUGAAGCUAGUCAUAUGGGAAAUAUUCCGGUGCACCAUAUUUUAAAAUUUAAUGUACCUAUUUAACGUUGUAUGAUAUAAGAAUAUUAUUAUUAUAUUAUAAAAUUAUUUAAAUUUAUUAGACUCGUAAGCUUAUAUUAUAAUGUGGUGAUCAAUUAUAUCACAUUAGUAUAAUAUAUUAUAUAUAUUUAUAUAUAUAAAAUUCGAUGGAAUUUAGUCAAUAAUAAUGGUUAAUUUUAAGACAUAGUUGUAUAAAUAAAUUAAAUACAUGUUUAAAAAUUGAA